AACACGCCCCUUUCCUAAUGCAAUCCAAAGGCCAUUAUUCCACUUGACCUACCAUCUCCCAAUCCUGACCGUUCAAUCCAAAACCAGUUCACUCAUCCCUUUCCAUUCUUUAUGGCAAUGAAGCAAUGCUUAUAAAACCCAAUUUUCUUGGGAUUGUUUGGGAUUUUCUCGGGAACCAAACACAAAACAAAGAAAGAAUGGUAAUCCCGACAUGGCUCGAAUCUUUACUGUCCACGCCGUUUUUCUAUGUGUGUCCUUUGCAUAAAGACGCUCCGAGAAGUGAAUGCAAUAUGUUUUGCCUCGAUUGUCAUCAUCGCUCGUUCUGCUUCUAUUGCCGAUCCGACCUACACCACGAUCACCAUGUUAUUCAGAUUCGGAGAUCGUCGUACCAUGAUGUGGUAAGAGUAGCAGAGAUCGAGAAAGUUUUGGAUAUAAGUGAAAUUCAAACGUAUGUGAUAAACAGCGCGAGAGUUUUGUUUUUGAAUGAAAGACCUCAGCCGAAGAGCUCGGCUAGUAAAGGAGGCACCCACGUGUGUGAGAUUUGUAGUAGAUGUCUCUUGGAUCCCUUUCGUUUCUGCUCUCUUGGUUGCAAGGUCAAGAACGAGGAUUCAAACUUUUACCCGAACGAGCAGAAACACGAGGAGGUGUCGAGAAGAAGGGAAAGAAUAGGAAGAAGAUUGGGAGAAGAAGAAGAAGAAGAAGAAGAAGAAUUGCGUGUAAGGAGAAACCAAGAAGGUGAAAUAUACCAAAAUCACACGCAUCCUUCACAUUCAAAUUCAAGGAGGAGGAAAGGCAUCCCUCAAAGAGCACCUUUUUAAUCAAGUAAUUAAUUAAUUAAUUAACUUAAUUUCAUUUAAUUAAUUAUAGCAAUUUUUUUUCUUUUUUUUUAAUUAUGGAAAUAAUUCAUUUCCCAUGAUGUUCCCCAUGUAAUUAUUUAUAGAUCUCACCACACCCAAUCAUUUAACAAACCCCACAUUGGGUUUUCUUGUU
Molecule: messenger RNA, 990 nt
Organism: Cucurbita pepo subsp. pepo (vegetable marrow)
Lineage: Eukaryota; Viridiplantae; Streptophyta; Magnoliopsida; Cucurbitales; Cucurbitaceae
Product: protein RGF1 INDUCIBLE TRANSCRIPTION FACTOR 1
Source: RefSeq, a predicted model, not a curated record